AUGGGCCUCUUCAACAAAUCCACAGCGCUGGUCUACACCGCACUUCUCCUUUUAUCAUCAACACUCGUUGCAGGAAUCCAGUACUGUCACACCGGCGCCGAUUUUUGUUUCGCCGCAACUACUCAACAAAACAUUUCAACUGAAAGCCAUAAUGUUUACUUGACCAUUUCUGCAACACCAUCCAAGAAAGGCGGUUGGACGGGUGUUGGUCUCGGUCGUGAAAUGAAAGGUGCUGUGAUGUUCAUCAUCUAUGAGGAUCAAGAAAGUAAAUCGCUUAUCACCAGCAUUCGAUCGGCAAGCGGCCAUGUCAUGCCCAAGGUUGUAGAAGAUGCCGACCAACGGGUCAAGGUAUUGCAAGCAACUGUCUCGGAUGACAAAUAUCUCGCACAAUUUGUCUGCUAUUCAUGCUGGUCGUCAGAUGUGGAAAUUGACGGACUAUCGCCCUAUAUUUUUGCUGGAAAUAAAGAACAAGCUUUCAAUGGCGCCGACAAGUAUUCGAGCUUGAUGUACCAUGACUUCAAGGGUAAGGUAUGGGGUGACAUGAGUGUCACUGCGAAGGAUACCACAGAGACCUCAGCCCCAGACAUUCAAGGCGAAGAAACCAUCGGAAUCACCGAAAAGUCGCCGGAACCAGAGACAAAGAAGCCUGAAGGGUUCUUUACUGCGGUCCGAGUUCACGGCACCAUCAUGACCUUCUCUUUUAUGGGAUUGUACUUUGCAGGCAGCGUGGCCAUCCGCUCCCCGCUCAUCCGCGCUUUUAAGUAUCACUGGAUGGUCCAAGCCGGCGCGUCGGUCCUCGCCCUCGGCAAUGGCUUGUACAUGUUCUUACGUUCCAAACAUUUCGGGCCACACAAGAUCAUCGGUCUCAUCAUCCUCUGCUCCCUGACCAUCCAGGCUGCUGCAGGCUACAAACACCACAUUGACUUUGUCAGGAUCCGCCGACAAACAAUCUUCACGCUCGUGCAUCGCUGGCUAGGUCGCGGAAUCCUGUUGGUUGGUACCAUGAACGUCGGUCUCGGUAUGUACUAUCGCCACUGGUCGUCUGCCGGCUUGUUCACUUGGUUCGUGAUUUGGUGCGUCGAGAUCGCCGGCUACGGCUACGUGUUAUUACGGCAUCAGCGUCGCCAGUCCCAGCAACGUGCACAUGCGAUCCCGAAAGAAGACUUGGAAGAUAUCGCGGAUGCAGAGGUGUUUGAUAUUGGUGACGACUUUGACGAAGAUGAGGACGGAGUUGAAGCUGUUCCGCUCAUGGAACGUCAGAAUAAACAUGAAAAGAAAAGAUGA
Molecule: messenger RNA, 1284 nt
Organism: Talaromyces amestolkiae
Lineage: Eukaryota; Fungi; Ascomycota; Eurotiomycetes; Eurotiales; Trichocomaceae
Exons: 1
Coding region: 1-1284 (427 amino acids)
Source: RefSeq, a predicted model, not a curated record